AUGCUUCCGGUGACGCUCCGCUGGCUCUCCGAGGGCCACUGCCGUGGAGGCCAGACAGGCAGUACACCACUAAUCCGAAACACAGCCGCACAGCAAUUGGCUGAUGUACAGAAAGCUCAUCCCGAAGAGCUAUUCAAUCUACUCACCCGAGUCGUCCCAUAUCUUCGACAUAAGACAUGGGAGACACGGACGGCCGCAGCCAAGGCGUUAGGGGGCAUCUGUGACAAUGCAGAGAAAUAUGACCCGAACGCGGGAGAUGGCUCGGCUAAGUCAGAGACGAAGAAAGAAGAACAGCAAAAUGGCUUCGCUAUCAAAAAAGAAGAGCCGGUCGAAGAAGUACCGCUGGCCGAGGGGCAAUUGAGUCUUGACACUCUAGACCUACCGAAGAUUCUCAAGUAUGGAAAGGAACUGCUGCGAGGGGGCGGCAAAGAAGUGGACUAUGUUCUGGCCCAAAUGGACCCAGCUCAGCGGCUGGCGCAUCAGAAGAAGACGCUAAUGGGAAGAUUGGGUUUAUUAGGAGAAUAUUUGGAAGAGGACAUGGAUCUGGACUAUAUGGUCAAGCCAAACGGCGCGCCAACGCCGCAAACUUCCAAUGGACACAGCAAUAGCGAUAGUAAGCCCUCGAAACCAGGAGCGACUCCAGACGAGACUGGUCUGAGUGCGAGACAGCUCAACCAACUGAAGCGCAAGAGGAAGCGGGAGGCACAGAACGCUGGAAGCAAAAAUCGACUCGUGGAUUUGUCUAUUCGUCGAUCCAGUACCAUUGGUAGCAGCGAUGCAGAUACGGCCAUGUCGGAUAUCGCGGACGACCCCAACGGUGUCUCGGAUUAUUUCUCAAUGGAGCGGACAGAGGAGGUGGACGAAGAUUCCAAGGUCGUCUCGGAAUUCAAGGGACCUGUCUUGCCCAUUAAAUCGGAAUUACAGGCGGACGCUGAAGUGGAAGGCGGAGAGUGGCCCUUUGAUCGACUCUGCGAGCUGCUCAUGGUAGAUCUUUUCGACCCCCAGUGGGAGACGCGGCACGGUGCUGCGAUGGGUCUGCGAGAGAUUAUUCGUGUUCAUGGUGGUGGAGCAGGUCGUGUAGCAGGAAAACCCCGAUCACAGAAUGAUGCUGCCAACCAGCGCUGGCUCGACGAUCUGGCUUGUCGACUUUGUUGCGUUUUUAUGCUGGACAGAUUCGGUGACUAUGUCUCGGACACGGUGGUAGCGCCUAUCAGAGAGACGGUUGGUCAGACCCUGGGAGCUCUCCUCAGUCAUCUUCCUGCUAGUAGCGUCUACUCUGUCCACAGAGUCUUAUAUCGAAUGGUCAUGCAAACCGACCUUCAGCUUGACAAACCCGGAUGGGCGGUCUGCCAUGGAGGCAUGAUCGGCCUGAGAUAUCUGGUUGCGGUACGAAAUGAUCUGUUACUCAAAGACAGUGACUUGAUCGAUGGCGUAAUUCAAGCUGUCAUGAAAGGUCUCGGUGAUUUCGACGAUGAUGUUCGCUCAGUCAGUGCUGCGACGUUGAUCCCUAUCGCCAAAGAGUUUGUCAAUUUACGCCCAGAAGCUCUGGAUGGCCUUAUCAACAUCGUUUGGGAAUGCCUCUCAAAUCUUGGUGACGACCUCAGUGCCAGCACCGGUCAGAUCAUGGAUCUUUUAGCAAAACUUUGCAGCUUUCCUGAGGUCCUGGAAGCUAUGAAGAAGAAUGCUGCCCGAGACUCGGAACAGUCCUUUGCCCUCCUCGUCCCCCGAUUAUACCCCUUUUUACGACACACCAUUACUUCAGUCCGGUCCGCCGUCUUGCGUGCACUCUUGACCUUUGUCAAUAUUGAAGGUGAUCACACACGAGACUGGCUGAACGGCAAAAUUUUACGAUUAAUAUUCCAAAACGUCCUUGUCGAGCGAAAUCUAGACACAUUAAAUCUCUCAUUGCAGGUUUGGAAGGCCUUGGUAUCAUAUCUCGCCAAAGACCCAGAAGACCUCGCCGAGCAAUUUUCAGCACAUAUAGACCCUCUCAUGCAGUUAACACUUCACCCAAUUGGUGUCUCUCGCCAUCCUCUGCCUAUGAAUGCCACGCUUUUCCAAAAGCCAUCUGGCAGCACAUAUACUAUGCCAAGCGGCGUCGUUCCGGUCACGACCCGACCCGUAUCGCCUCCAAGUCCCGCUGCACCACCACCCAAAAAGCAGAGGCGGAAAUCCACCAAGAUCGUGGAACCCGCUCCAACCACUUCUUCACAUGAUGUGGAUGGACACAUGAUGCAAGGUGAUGUUGAUUUGGUCGGAAUGGAGAUUCUCAUCAGAUCUCGUAUCUCCGCUGCAAGAGCCAUGGGACUUAUCAUGUCUCUUGUUCCUGUACAUGUCCUUGAGGCAUAUGAUGGCAGCAUUAUUCCGGCAAUGACUUCUGCCUUUUCCUCCACUCAGCUCACAGCAUCUAUGAUUAUCGACGAAUAUGCCAAGAACUGUGUUUCAAAGGAUCAGUCAAGAAGAUUCAUCGAGCCAUUACUCAAGAUUAUCGAGUCAGACCGACCAGCGCAUUACCGAGAUCUAGUGAGCUACACACAGCUGGUUCGCGCGCAGUGUGUCCAGUUAUUGAACACCUUCAGAGAUCAAGGCAAGGUGUCUCAGCAUCGCUUACCGACACUCGCCGUCGUUGUCCAAGGAGAGCCAGAAGCCGGACCUGAUGCCUUUUCAAUACAAACGGCCGAUAAGGUUGUUGGUGAUGACUUUGACCGCCUGAAGAAGGCGAUGGCAGCUGGCCAACGGUUGAUCGCCACACAAGCUUUGACUGAAGCCAGGGAAGGUGUCGUAGAAGUCAUCGAAAGUGCCAAGCUGUUCAAAGAGCAGCGAGAUGUCCGGAUCAAAGCCGCUGCGGCGAGCGCUUUGGUGGCGAUGAAGUUUGCACCCAAGAAGCCCACACACAUCAUCAAAGGUAUGAUGGAUAGUGCGAAGAAGGAAGACAACGUCGAGCUGCAACAGCGGUCUGCGGGAUCCAUCGCACGACUUGUUGAGCUGUUCGCGGAGACGGGUCGCUCUGGCCCCGCACAAAAGGUUGUAGGUAAUUUGGCCAAAUUCAGUUGUCAAGAAACCUCGGAAACCCCCGAAUUUUCCCCAAAUGCUGCGUUCAAGGACAACAUCCAAACACUACGGAAGGAAGAGGAUCGAAGAGAUCAUCCAGACGCGGUUAAAUUUGCAAGGGAACAGAAGGCAGCUCGUAUUACACGCAGGGGUACAAAGGAAGCUCUGGAUCAGCUGUCGGGUAUCUUUGGCGCCGAAUUGUUCCAAAAGGUGCCAACUUUGAGAUCGAUCAUCGAAGAGCCUUUACAUCACUCUUUCGCUGAAGAACUCCCUGCGGACGCCCAGGAUCCAAAUCAAGAAGUUGGCCAAUCUGCUAUUGAUGCCAUGUCGAUUCUCAGAGCCCUCACGCCUACGAUGCACAAAGAUCUUCAUCCCUUCAUCAUGCAGCUUCUGCCAUUGGUUGUCAAGGCUCUUCACGCCGAGUUGUCGGUUUUCCGAUACAUGGCGGCGAAAUGUCUUGCUACAGUAUGCUCUGUUAUCACGGUUGAAGGAAUGACCAUGUUGGUUGAGAAAGUUUUACCCUCGAUCAGCAACCCAGUGGACCUGAACUUCCGACAGGGUGCGAUUGAAGCUGUAUAUCACUUGAUCAGCGUGAUGGGUGAUGGGAUAUUACCAUAUGUCAUUUUCCUCAUUGUUCCAGUUCUUGGUCGUAUGAGCGAUUCUGAUAAUGAUGUACGGCUCAUUGCAACGACAACCUUUGCAACCCUUGUCAAGCUCGUACCACUCGAAGCUGGUAUCCCAGAUCCACCCGGGCUUUCUCAGGAGUUACUUAAAGGUCGUGAUCGUGAGCGAACGUUCAUUGCUCAGUUGCUGGAUCCGCACAAAGUCGAACCGUUCCAUAUUCCUGUUGCCAUCAAGGCCGAGCUUCGAUCAUAUCAGCAAGAAGGUGUCAAUUGGCUCAACUUCCUCAACAAAUAUCAUCUCCACGGCAUUCUUUGUGACGAUAUGGGUCUCGGAAAGACUUUGCAGACGCUGUGCAUUGUUGCCAGUGAUCACCAUCUGCGAGCAGAAGAAUUCGCCAAAACACAGUCACCUGACGCUAGGAGAUUACCGUCGCUUAUUGUCUGCCCUCCGACAUUGUCUGGCCAUUGGCAGCAAGAGAUCAAUCAUUACGCACCCUUCCUCACUUGUACAGCAUACGUUGGGCCGCCCGUCGAUCGGGCACGGUUAAGAGACAAGCUUGGGUCGACGGAUAUUGUCAUUACUUCGUAUGAUAUCUGCCGAAACGAUGCGGAAGUCUUGACACCUUUCAAUUGGAAUUACCUAGUCCUCGACGAGGGUCAUCUCAUCAAAAAUCCAAGAGCCAAGGUCACAAUUGCGGUGAAACGGCUUCUCAGCAACCAUCGCCUCAUCCUUUCCGGAACUCCCAUCCAAAAUAAUGUGUUGGAAUUAUGGUCACUGUUCGAUUUCCUCAUGCCUGGAUUCCUGGGAGCGGAGAAAGUGUUCCUAGACAGAUUCGCCAAACCCAUCGCUGCAAGUCGAUUCUCCAAGUCAUCUUCCAAAGAACAAGAAGCUGGUGCCCUUGCCAUUGAAGCUCUUCAUAAACAAGUCCUACCCUUCUUACUUCGUCGUCUCAAAGAAGAAGUUCUUGAUGAUCUUCCACCAAAGAUCCUUCAGAACUAUUACUGUGAUCUCAGCGACCUUCAGAAGAAGCUUUUCGAGGACUUCACCAAGAAAGAGGGCAAGACGCUUGCAGAGAAGGCGAGUGCAGGUGACAAGGAAGCAAAACAACAUAUUUUCCAAGCACUUCAAUACAUGCGCAAACUUUGCAACUCACCUGCCUUGGUAAUGAAAGAAGGUCACAAGCAAUACGUCGAGACACAACGACUCUUGGCAAAGCAAGGCACCUCUCUCAGCGAUCCUAUUCAUGCCCCCAAACUGACCGCACUCCGCGAUCUCCUGGUGGACUGCGGAAUAGGAAUCGAGCCAGCUUCCGAAAACGAUCUCACAACUGAAGCCAACUUUGUCUCUCCUCACCGCGCCCUCAUAUUCUGCCAAAUGAAGGAAAUGCUUGACAUGGUCCAGAAUGAUGUCUUGAAAAAGAUGUUGCCAUCCGUGCAGUACUUACGUAUGGAUGGUUCUGUGGACGCAUCUAAACGUCAGGAUAUCGUCAACAAAUUUAACUCUGAUCCAUCUUACGACUGUCUGCUACUGACUACGAGUGUUGGUGGUCUUGGUCUCAAUUUGACUGGAGCGGAUACUGUCAUCUUCGUGGAACAUGAUUGGAACCCACAGAAGGAUUUACAAGCUAUGGAUCGGGCACAUCGUAUUGGUCAAAAGAAGGUCGUCAACGUCUACCGUCUCAUCACCCGCGGCACUCUCGAAGAGAAAAUCAUGUCUCUUCAACGUUUCAAAAUCGAUGUCGCAUCCACCGUCGUCAAUCAACAAAAUGCGGGUCUUGGAACAAUGGAAACAGAUCAGAUCCUCGACCUGUUUAACCUCGGCGACACGGCCGAUCUUCCUAGUCUCGAAGGUAACAAGAAUGAAGAGCGGGAAGAGGAUAUGGUUGAUGCGACCGGUGAGGUUAGGGAGAAGGGGAAGAAAGGCUGGCUGGAUGAUCUCGGCGAGCUGUGGGAUGAUAAGCAGUAUGAGGAGAGUUUUGACUUGGAUGGGUUUUUGAAGAGUAUGCAGCAGUAA
Molecule: messenger RNA, 5688 nt
Organism: Glarea lozoyensis ATCC 20868
Lineage: Eukaryota; Fungi; Ascomycota; Leotiomycetes; Helotiales; Helotiaceae
Product: P-loop containing nucleoside triphosphate hydrolase
Exons: 4
Coding region: 1-5688 (1895 amino acids)
Molecular function (GO): ATP binding; TBP-class protein binding; ATP-dependent chromatin remodeler activity
Source: RefSeq, a predicted model, not a curated record